AUGGUUGGAAAGUACGUCAUUCAAGGUGGUCUGCUUUAUUUCAAAGACUCUAAGAUGACUUGUGGCCUGCAUCCAAUGAAGCAGCUCAAACUUUAUGCCCCGACAGCCAUUCGAGAUGACAAAGCUAAGCCAAAGAAAACCAGUAGUCCUGAUGGUCCUAAUCAAACCACAGAAACCUUGGGAAUAUACAGGAGUGUAGGCCCUCUGCCUCGUACACAGAAUGGAAAUGAGUACAUACUCAUCUUUGUUGACUAUUUUUCGAAAUGGGUCAAAGGUCAUCUGAUGGUCAAAUCAGAUGCCUUAGCAAACUUCACAGCCAAGCUGGUUCCAGUAUACUCAGGACCAUACCGUGUCACAAAGAAACUGUCUGAUGUUAUUUACAGACUCUCAAAAGUAGACAAUGGUGAAGAUGCUGGCGUGUUUCAUGUAGUAAAUCUACAGCCAUUUCACUCAUGGGAUACAGCCUUGUCCAAGAAAAUUUUCCAUGAAGAUGACGAUGAGCCACUAUCACUGAAUGGAGAUAACAUUGAUGAAGAUGGUGAUGGUGAUGAUGAAACAGACGAAGUAAUCCAUCACCUGUUUCUUCUGUUACUGUAUAUUAUUCAUGAAUUUCACAAGAAAUGGAACAGUGAUUAUGACAGGCUGGAAAGAGUUCACUCCUACAUUCAGUGGUUGUUUCCAUUACAAGAGCCAGGAAUGAAUUGGGGUGCACAUGUGCUCACAAAAAAGGAAAUAAAGCAUUUCCGUGAAGAUGUAAAUGCAAAGAAACUGUUGGUGAAAUCAUACAUGCUCAUGUUGGAUUUCUACGGCAUACAGUUGGUCAGUGAAUGUACAGGAGAAGUGAGACAUGCUGAUAACUGGGAAGAUCGCUUUAGGAACCUGAACAAAAAUACACACAACAACCUUCGCAUCACACGCAUCCUGAAGUGUUUGGGGACUUUGGGAUUCCAGCACUACCAAGCCCCGCUGGUCAAGUUCUUCCUCAAAGAAACUCUUGUUGAGGGAAACCUUGAAAGAGUGAAACAAAGUGUACUGGAUUACAUUGUGUUUGCUGUAUUGGACAAGCCAAAGAGGAGGGAGUUGAUUAGAUUUGCCUUUAAGCAUUUUGAGCCAAAAGACGAGUUUGUGUGGGGUCCCAUGAAGAUUCUGUUAGGUGAUGUGAAUAAACAUGGUGAAAGUGAAACCUUCAGGGAUACUACAAAGGAUGAAUGUAUGCUAUCUGAGAAAAGUUUUAAUCGCAAAAGCAAAUUAGAUGGAGAAUCCAAUGGAAAGCAGGUAUUUUCUAAGCAUUCAGCCUGUAGCUUGUCCACCAGUAACACUGCAAAACAUGAGCUGGAAACUCCAGAAAGUGAAAAUAAGGAGUCCAAUAAGAGCAAACAGGAAGUAAUCCAAGUAGAUAAUCCUAGUGGAGAGAUGGAAAGUGUAACUAGCGAACAAAAUGGUAAACCAAAUAGGAAUGAAACUAGUGUUGAAGUGUGCCUGUAAUAGGAAAACUAACACAAGUAAAUGCAAGCCUGAGUUCACACUUUUGUUUCUCUGCUCUGAAUUAUUUUAAAUUUUACAGAAAAGAUAUUUGAAUGCCCUUCAUGGUUUUAAGUUGAAGCUGAAUUAAAGUUGAAUGUCACAAACUUUAAGAUGAAGUAUGAGAUUUUGAACAUUUGUUAUUUUGGUUUUUUUUUCUUGCUUGCUUGCUUGGAAGAUUGAUGAAAUGAAAUUAGAAGCAGUAUUAUAAAAUUACAUUUGUCUGCCUUAAGCAAAUAAAUGUAGUCUCUCCACUGACAAAAUGGCAUUGAUAAAAGUCUGACAGGUUCACAAAGAAAUGAAGGAGAGUGAUGGUGAAGUUGUGGUGGUGAAGCAACAUUGCAAAAUGAAAACUAACACUAAUAAAUUAUUUAAGGGUUAUUUUCUUUGUUUCUCUAAUAUACUUAAUUAUUUUGAAAUAGCAUAGCAUACAUUGGAUGCCUUUAUAUCUCAAGUUGAAAUGACAGGCUUAUUUAACAGAUUGAUGACUAAAGACUAAAGUUCUUAAAAAUUACAAUACAAUACUGGACAAGUGGAUGCAACAUAUGAUUCUGUAGAAGUAUAUAAUGAUAAUGCUGUGUUUGUUUAUUGUAGUUUCUAUUGUUGAAGCAAUUAAAUAUUCUCUCCACUGAAGAAUGGUGUCAUUACUGGUGAAAACAAGAACAGAGCCUGCUAUA
This is a messenger RNA of Myxocyprinus asiaticus (Chinese sucker), 2198 nucleotides long. Its product is annotated as opioid growth factor receptor-like protein 1. Gene Ontology annotation, cellular component: membrane. Gene Ontology annotation, molecular function: opioid growth factor receptor activity. Bases 1 to 1485 code for a protein of 494 amino acids. NCBI's taxonomy places the organism in Eukaryota, Metazoa, Chordata, Actinopteri, Cypriniformes, Catostomidae. The record is from RefSeq and is a predicted model, not a curated record. The transcript has 8 exons.